GCUCGGCUUUAUCACGGUUAUACAUCGUGAUCGUGGGUUAGACUGUGCAAAAUUGUAUACAUAGAUUUUUAAAAGAGAAAUGAAUAACUAACUAUAAGAUGUUAUAUAAUUUAUGCAAGUUUCUAUAAAAAAUAUUUUUACUUAGCAAAAUAUUCGAUGCUUGGCUUUUUUUAUAAAAAGAUAUGCAAGUGUAUUGUACACCAUUUAACUUGCCAUUUUUAGUAUUUAAAUAUAAAACGUUAAGGAACAUCUAUAGCAUUCAACAUUCUUUUUGACAUUAAAUAUUUAGGUAUAGAUAUAAAGAGUAUUUGAAUUCUUCUGUCUUAUUCUGUUGUUUGUUACAUGUAAUGUGAUCUGCUUUGAUGCCUUAUGUUGUACUUUAAAUUUUUAUUCUAAAUGUAUGAUUAAAGCGGUUAACACAAACAAUUAACAAUUAUGGCUACAAAUAAAAACGUCAUAGUACUUGUGCCAAAUGGUCGUCGACAAAAUGUUGGAGUAACUCCAAAUACAACAAUACUACAAAUUCUGGAAGAGGUGUGUCAAAAGCAUGGAUACAAUGUAGAUUCUUAUGACCUUAAACAUUUUAAUCAUGUAUUAGACCCUAAUGCUAUAUUACGAUUUACCGGAUUAGCAAAUAAUGCACAAUUAGAAAUGGUACCUUGUACAAAAAUACGUUCCGUUUCCAAUGUCACAAUAGGUAUACAGUUAGAAAAUGGGGAAAGAUUAAUGAGCGAAUUUACAUCUAAUGUAACAUUAGCUGAAAUUUUAAAGCAUGUAAAUUUUAAUGAAGAUUUGGAAAAAAUUAUUUUAAUUUACAUGCAUCGUGAGAUUUCUGGAGUAGAAGCUUUAAAAAAUACUACUCUGAAGUCAUUAGGACUCGUCAAUGGUAAAGCUGUAUUACGAUUAAUACAAAAACGACCUCAAAGCAUAGAUACUAAUGAAACAUCAGAAUGUAUGACUUCUACAGGAAAGCAAACACAGAAACUAGGAGAAUUAAAAACAUGUUCUCAGAACGAAGAGAGAAAAAUAAUGAAAAGAGAAUAUGAAAAUAAUAUAAUACCAUCCACUAGUACAGAUAACUAUACUGGAAACCAAAUUUUAUUGCAGCCAUGCAACAAACAUGAAACAGAUGAUUUAAAUAAUAUAGAAUUCUUAGGUGAAAGAAAUGCUUUGGUAUUCGAUCAAACUACAAUUCAACGAAAAUUUAGAGAUGAAUUACCAGAUGAUUUUUAUGAUCUAACAGUUGAUGAUGCAAAAAUAUUAUUAAGAGAUGCUAAACGUUAUAGAAAAGAAUUAGAAGAAGCACCUCUCCUAACAAAUAUUCAACGACAAUCCAAUCAAGAAAAGCGAAUAUUAAAUCAAUUAAAUAAAUAUCAUUAUACAAUUAUCCGUAUACAAUUUCCAGAUCAAUUUGUUCUGCAGGGUUUAUUUCAACCAAUGGAAACUGUUCAAGCAAUCAAAGAUUUUAUAAAAUGCUAUUUGAUUGAUGCAAAUAGUGACUUCAUAAUUUUUACUACGCCACCGAAACGUAGUUUGAACCCUAAUUCUCGCUUAGUUAAUGAAAAUUUAGUUCCUUGUGCUAUCGUUUAUUAUUCUGGGUCAUCAGCUCUUAAAUUGGAUGUAAAGGAAAAGUUUACAGAUCCUAAGAAAGUUGAACUGCAAGUAGCUAAUGUUAGGAAAUCAAUGCUAAAUAAAAAUGAGAAUAUAAAUAAUGAUACAAAUACUAGAUCGACAUUUAACACACCAACAAAUAAUGAAUCCGUAACUGAAAAAGGAAGUAAAAUUCCAAAGUGGUUAAAUCCAUCAUUUAAAUAAUUAAUGACCUUUGUUAUAGUCUGGCAGACUUUGGAAUAUUUUAGAGUAAAGUAUAAUGAUAUUUUAAUAUGUACAUACAUGACACACAUAGAUAUAUACAUUCAUGUAUUUCAUUUAAUAUUGUAAUUAAACAUACUUUUGUAUAAUAAAGACUGAAAAAAAACGAAAA
Bombus huntii is the source of this 1984-nucleotide messenger RNA. Its product is annotated as tether containing UBX domain for GLUT4. The transcript has 8 exons. Bases 436 to 1815 code for a protein of 459 amino acids. NCBI's taxonomy places the organism in Eukaryota, Metazoa, Arthropoda, Insecta, Hymenoptera, Apidae. The record is from RefSeq and is a predicted model, not a curated record.